Molecule: messenger RNA, 1148 nt
Organism: Scomber scombrus (Atlantic mackerel)
Lineage: Eukaryota; Metazoa; Chordata; Actinopteri; Scombriformes; Scombridae
Gene: brms1
Product: BRMS1 transcriptional repressor and anoikis regulator
Exons: 10
Coding region: 132-962 (276 amino acids)
Biological process (GO): negative regulation of transcription by RNA polymerase II
Cellular component (GO): Sin3-type complex
Molecular function (GO): histone deacetylase binding
Source: RefSeq, a predicted model, not a curated record
GGCAAAGUGUCGAACUGGGGACAGAAGUGAAAAGGAAGUACUUUUAAAAAAAAAAAAUGGAAAUCUAACAAGUAUCUUGUUAUAGGUGAUACAUUUGAGUGUGUACAGGCCGACAGCGGGAGCAGCCAGCCAUGCCCGCCCAACCUCCUGUGAGGGAGCCAGAGGAGGAGAUGGAGGCGGAAGGAGAGUCUCAACUCCCUGAGGCCAACGGAGUGGAGGAGCCCAGAGAGAAUGAAGGAGAAAGAAGAAGAGGAGGCGGAGGAGAGGAGACCAUGGAGGAGAGUAUGGAGGAAAGGGAGAGUGAUGAGGAGGAGAGUGAUGAGGAGGAGGAAGAAGAAGAGGAGGAGGAAGAGGAGAGUUCAGAGAUGGAUGAUGAGGACUGUGAGCGGAGGAGAGGAGAGUGUCUGGAUGAGAUGUUGGAUCUGGAAAAACAAUUUCAGGAGCUGAAAGAGAAGUUGUUUCGAGAGCGACUGAACCAGAUGAAAGUGAAGCUGGAUGAGGUGCUGACAGGAAAAGCUGGAGAAUACAGAGAACCUCUGGCUGCACUACAGAACAGCAUGCAGAUACGAACACAAGUGGCUGGAGUGUACAAGGAGCUUUGUCUGCAGGUCAUCCAGCACAAGUACGAUUGUGAAAUACAAGGAGCGAAGCAACACCUGGAGAGUGAGCGGACGUUGCUGCUGGAUGCCAUGAGGUCAGAACUGCUGGAGAAGAUAAGAAGACUGGAGGAGGACAGACAGAAUAUAGACCUAACCUCAGAGUGGAGCGAUGAGUUUAGGGGCAAGAAGUGUAAAAGAAAGAACCUGCUGGGUCGGUCGGACAGGAAAAAGAAAGUAGCUUUGGUCUCAGGGCCUUUCAUCGUCUACAUGCUGAGAGACAUCGACAUUCUUGAAGACUGGACUGCUAUCAAGAAGGCAAAAGCAGCAUUGUCACCACUAAAAAAGAAAGUUGAAAAGCGGUGAUAUCAGGAGCGUCUUGUUGAAGACUCGUGGCUAAAAAAACCAAACACACACAAACACACACAUUCCCAGCCGCUGUUUGACCAACCACCCUACUGCUUGUUUGUUAUCUAUUGCUAUUUAAAAAAAGUUCUUAAUAUGAAAACCAUGUAUUUAUAGAAUGAUUUAUAACGGUAAUUAAAAUUUUAA